UGGUCUCUUCCGUGAAGUUCUCUCCAUUCCCCUCUGCACACCCCUCCCUCUCCGUCACCUAAUAAUCACUGUGUAGACUAGAGAUCGCCAUGGAGCAGCUGCCUCCGGUUGUUAGUGCUUCUCUGGGUGCCAUGGGCUCCCUUGCAGGGAAGCUGGAUGGGCUCCUGGAUGCCGAACUCAAGGCUGAGUUCGGGAAGCUCACAACCCGGCUGCUGGAGCUCUCCAAGUCACCAGAUCCUCCUGAAACAGCCAGGAUCUGGAUGAAAGAUGUGCGCGAACUAUCCUAUGACAUGAACAACUGUGUCGACGCCCAGGAGGACUGGGAGGCCGAGAUACCAGAAUUCAUGGCUCGUGUGAAGGAGGCCAAUGGCCGGUACGAAAGGUAUGUUCCUGAGAGCCUCACCGGGCCUGCAGAUCUUGUUCCUAUCGGUGUCGGUGACCACCAGCAUCGAACGGUGAGCGGUGGCCGGAAGUCAGAUCCAGUCGUCGGCCUUCAUGACGAAGGAGGCGCGGUUUAUAAGCUGACCCAGUUGCUGACUGAUGAUGGUAAGGAGUUCAUGGUGGUAUCCAUAGUCGGCGGUGGAGGAAUCGGCAAGACCACGCUUGCCAAACAGCUAUGGCGUGAGAAGAAACUCGAGGGAUUCGACUGCCGUGCUUUUGUGCGGACAGCCAGGAAACCUGACAUGAGGAGGAUCCUGAGGAGCAUACUCGCACAAGUUCGUCCGCACCAACCACCCGACGCGAAUGGUGUGCACGAGCUGAUCCAAGACCUCACUGAGCAUCUACAAAAUAAAAGGUACUUUCUUAUAAUUGAUGACUUAUGGGCUACAUCAGUAUGGCAUGUUGUCAGACGUGCUUUCCCGGAGGGUAAUGGCAGCAGGAUAGUAACAACAACAGAAAAUCAGGAUGUUGCUCUUGCAUGUUGUAGUUAUGAGUCUCAGUACAUGUUUAAGAUGGAGCGUCUUAGCCUCAGUCACUCAAAAGAGCUGUUCAUCAGUGCAGUGUUUGGGUCUGGAGAACAACACAGUCGCCAAUUGGAUGGAGUGUCAAAUGAGAUUAUAAGAAGAUGUGCUGGUUUACCACAGGCGAUUAUCAGCAUAUGCAGUGUUGUAGCAACUCUAGGGGAAGCAAAUGCAGAACAGAACAGGGAGAAAAUACAGAACAAUUUGCCAACAAAUGCAACUUCUGACGAGAUACUCAAACAAGUACUCAUUUUUUGCUACAAUUGUCUACCAAGCUGUUUGCAGACAUGUCUAUUGUAUCUUAGUAUAUACCCAGAGAAUUAUAUAAUCUUGAAAGAAGUUAUAAUGAAGCAAUGGGUAGGAGAAGCUUUUAUCUGUGCACCAAGAGAGAAUGAAAAAAUGAAAGUUGCCGAGAGCUAUUUUGAUAAGCUUGUCCAUAUGGGCAUGAUCCAACAGAUAGAUGUGGGGUACAGUGAUGAGAUAUUGUACUAUGCAGUCCAUCACAUGGUACAUGACAUUAUUACAACUAAGUCAAUUGAGGAGAACUUUGUUACUGUAAUAGAUUACUCUCAAAGGACAGUACGGUUUUCUAACAAGGUUAGGCGUCUGUCCCUGCAGUUUGGCAGUGCUACAUAUGCAACUAGUCCAGAAAGUAUAGGCCUGUCGGAAAUUCAAUCACUUGCCUUUAUUGGACUAAAGAGCUGCUACUACUCUUCCAUUUUGGAGUUUAAGGUUCUUCGAGUCCUCAUCCUCCAUAUUUGGGCUGAUGAACCAAGCACCGGUGUUGACCUCAAGCCUACCUCUGAAUUGGUUCUACUGAGAUCCUUGCAGGUCACAUGCAACGACACUGUACAUCUUCCAGAUCUGAUGCAAGGUCCAAAACACUUGGAGACACUUGAAAUAAAUGCAAGGGUGGCAGCUAUUCCAGCGAAUAUUGUUCAUCUUCGGAGCUGGUUGCAUCUCCGCCUCGGAGUUGGGAUAGAAGUGCCCGAUUUGACGGGUACCCUGAAAACUGUCACCACCCUGAAUCCUCCUAUUUCAUUGGACGACUCCAGCUGUUCUUGCAAAUCAGUGAAGACAAUGGAGUUGCUAUUACCCAUCUGUAGAAUCCCCAAGUGGAUUGGACAGCUUGCCAACCUCUGCAUUCUGAAAUUUGUAGUGCGACAACUCCAAAGAGAUGAUAUCAGUAACCUGCGAAAUUUGUCAUUUCUCAGUGUUCUCUUGUUGCAUGUCCAGCAACCAACUACAGGACUCAUCGGCUUCGCACCGGGAGCGUUUCCUGCUCUCGAGUAUUUUGAGUUCAGGUGCGGUGUACUGCGCCUGAUGUUUCAGGAAGGAACAAUGCCCAAUCUUGAGAGGCUUAAACUAGGUUUCAAUGCCUACCCAAGAGAUGGAUUUUUGCUUGUCGGCGUUGAAGAUCUGUUAAGCAUCAAGGAGAUUUCUGGAGUAAUCGGGCUAACUGCCGGUGCUGUGGAAAGUGACUUCAUGGUUGCAGAGUCAGCAUUCAGGAAAGCCAUGGGCAGGCACCCUAACGUGAGCAUAGAAAGAGCAGAUAUGGUUGAGGAAUUGUAUGUUGAGGCAGAAAAACAACAUGAGAUCCCUGGGCAACCCCCGUCAAUAUCAAGUGAACAACAACAUCUGAUCCGAGGGGAACACACACAAGAUUACCAGACAGAAAUAAAGCAAGAUUCCAGCAGCGACUCUCACUUCAUUAAAAGAUCUGGACCAACAGAAUUGAUAAUUAAUGGAAAGGCUGAUCUCGCCCGCAAAAGAAGAAAGAAAGAAAAGGGAGAGGGUGAUCUGCAUAGAUUGGACCAACUGUUAGUUUCCAAUAAAGAAACAGGUCUUGAGAAGCUGACACUCAUUAGCUGUCCACCUCUGGAGUUGAAGCACCUUCUGAUGCUAACCUCGCUGAAGACAUUGUUUGUACAGAGUUCAGUUGGUCUAGUUGGACCACUAGGAGGAGGUCAGAGUGAUAUGGAAUGGCAGCUCCCUGUUGAGCAUAUCCGGAUCAGCUUCUUAAGUGGUAAUAGUGGGAAGGAAUUGACAGAGCUCCUCCACCACCUCCCAAAGCUCUCCAAGUUGGAAAUAUGGCAUUGUAAAAACAUAAAAAAGCUGGUAGUGGGGGUGGAUGUGCAGCAAACAACACAAGAAGCAUCAGAGAUGGGGGGAGGUGAAAUAACAACAGCAACAGAGGAAGAGGAUGAUGAUGGGGUGCUGUUCUUCCCACCUCAUCUGUGUGACUCACUACAGGAAUUGAUGUUCAAUGGCUGCAAAGAGCUGGUCCUGGUGGACCCGCCAACUCUUGUUCCUAGAGGAGGAUCGCUCCAAGCCUUGCGAUCCCUCCGGGGAUUAACAAUAAGGGAGUCCCCAAAGUUUCUAUCUGCCUUCUCUUUUUCUUGUCACAUUUUCCCUUCCUCCCUGCAGUUUAUGUGUCUUUUGGACGUGAAAGGCUUGAGGACACUGGAGCCCCUCUCAAACAUCUCCUCUCUUGCCACAUUAGAAUUGUAUAGUUGUGGAGAGGAUCUGAAAUUUCAGGGCUUGCAGUCUCUCCUUACUACCGGGGGCCAUCUCAGGCAAUUGAAAGUCUUAGCCAGCCCUGGUUUCUUUGCUGAUUGGGAUCCCAAUCCCAGAGGGGCUUUGGAGGAUGCUGAUGGAGGUGAAGAGGAGCAGACACAGCUUGUUUCAUCCACACUGCAUGAGCUUUGGACAGAUGACAUAGCAGGACUUCUUGUUGCACCCAUCUGCAGAUUCCUCUCUUCCUCCCUCAGCAAGCUGCAACUUUGGGGGGAUUGGUGUGAAGGGAUGGAGCGGUUCAUCAAGGAGCAGGAGGACGCCCUUCAACUCUUCUCCUCCCUCCGGGAACUAGAGUUUUGGAAUUUCAAAGACCUUCAACAACUCCCUGCAGGGCUGCGUAACCUUACCAGCCUCAAGAAAUUAAAAAUCUACAACUGUCCAGCAGUCUCGUUGUUGCCCAAGGAUGGCCUCCCCAAAUCACUGCAAGAGGUACAUGUUGGACACAGAUGCAGCGAGGAGCUAAAACAGCAGUGCAGGGGGUUGGAGGGAACCAUCCCAAGAAUCAUAAUAGACCGGUGAUCCUUAAUAACACUGCGUUUGUUCCCAUCCACUGUGCAGGACAUUGCCUUGCAGUUCCCUUGUACAUUAUUCUAGCCACCGUGCAGGACAUCUUAUAUGCAUCUUUUAUUUUGGAUUCAAAUUUGGAUUAAUGUCAUUCAUCAAAGAUGUGGUAGUCUUCUUGCUUAUUUCGGGUGUCACGAUCAAAAUAUCACCGUGGCAUAAGUAUGGGAUAAAUG
This is a messenger RNA of Triticum urartu, 4276 nucleotides long. The record is from RefSeq and is a predicted model, not a curated record. Lineage: Eukaryota; Viridiplantae; Streptophyta; Magnoliopsida; Poales; Poaceae.